UGCAGCGCUGUAUGUGCCUUGCAAGUGUGUUCGCUGACCAGCAUGUACUGUCUGCUCUGUCAACGUGCGCUCUGACAAUGAGCAUCAACUCCUCCCUCAGCAAUGGGAAGGGCCUGAGAAACCUCACAGCGCAGGAAGACAGGGCAAUCAGAGUCACUGAGUCAAUUGCUAUUAUCAUCAUUGCUAUUUUCAUCUGCUUGGGCAAUCUGGUGAUUGUCGUCACCCUCUAUCGGAAGUCUUACCUCCUUACGCUGAGUAACAAGUUUGUGUUCAGUCUGACACUGUCCAACUUCCUUCUGUCUGUCCUGGUGCUUCCUUUUGUCGUCACCAGCUCCAUCAGGCGGGAAUGGAUCUUUGGAGUAGUUUGGUGCAACUUUUCUGCCUUGCUCUAUAUGCUGAUCAGCUCAGCCAGCAUGUUAACUCUUGGUCUCAUUGCUAUAGAUCGGUACUAUGCUGUCUUGUAUCCAAUGGUGUAUCCAAUGAAGAUCACAGGAAACAGAGCAGUUGUAGCUCUUGUUUACGUGUGGCUACACUCCCUCAUUGGCUGCCUUCCUCCUCUCUUUGGCUGGUCUUCCUUGGAGUUCGAUCAAUUCAAAUGGAUGUGUGUGGCUGCGUGGCAUAAGGAGGCAGGCUACACAGCCUUUUGGCAGAUCUGGUGCGCUUUGCUGCCCUUCCUGGUUAUGAUGAUUUGCUACGGAUUCAUAUUUCGCGUGGCUAGGAUUAAAGCGCGCAAGAUUCACUGCGGUAGCGUGGUCAUUGUAGAGGAGGACGCUCAGAGGAAUGGGAGAAAGAACUCUAGCACCUCCACCUCCUCUUCGGGCAGUCGAAGGAAUGCUUUCCAAGGGGUUGUCUACUCAGCCAAUCAGUGCAAAGCUUUCAUAACCAUCUUGGUUGUCAUUGGUGCUUUUGUGAUCACAUGGGGGCCCUACAUGGUAGUAAUUACGUCAGAAGCACUUUGGGGGAAAAACAGCAUUUCUCCUGCUCUGGAGACAUUAGCAACAUGGUUAUCUUUUUCAAGUGCCAUUUGCCAUCCACUGAUUUAUGGACUCUGGAAUAAAACAGUGCGCAAAGAACUAUUAGGAAUGUGUUUUGGGGACCGGUAUUACCGGGAGUCAUUUGUUCAGCGUCAUAGGACAGCCAGAUUAUUCAGCAUUUCCAAUAGGAUCACAGAUCUGGGACUAUCUCCCCAUCUCACAGCUCUCAUGGCAGGUGGGCGGCCUUUAGGACAGAGCAGCAGCACAGGGGACACUGGUUUCAGCUGCUCUCAGGAUUCAGGGACAGAUGUGAUGCUGCUUGAGGAUUAUAGUUCGGAUGGAGCUCACCACCCACAUUGCGUUUAUCCCUAUCGACGGAGGAGUUCGGUGACAUUCGAAGACGAAGUGGAGCAAAUCAAAGAAGCUGCAAAGAAUUCCAUUCUCCAUGUAAAAGCUGAAGUCCAUAAAUCAUUGGACAGUUAUGCAUCCAGUUUAGCCAAAGCUAUUGAAGCUGAUGUGAAAGUCAGCUUAUUUGGAGAAGAUGCUUUACCAGGAUCUUUGUUUCCUUUGCGGACUGUACCAGGCGGCAAUGUGGGUGCACGGCGUGGUGGCAGAGCCCAGGCUGGCCAAAGACUUCCGCUUCAGAGCAUCGAUGAAGGGAAUAUUUCACAAGAGCACUGAACUAGAAGAAACCACUAAGUAGGACCCAGUAUAGUAAUAAUUAUUUUAAAAGAAGCAGAGUAUUCAGAAUGGCUUAACUUCAGUAUUUUAGUCAAGAACCUUGAAAAUACCUGAAUACUUGUCUUUAUAUACAUACAUCUACAUUUUAGAACAGUAUUUACUUACUGUUCAGGAUACUGUAGAUGUGUUUGUGUAAUGUUUUUAUCCAUUAUACAGCACUGGUCCAUCAGAUCAAGUAUCCUUCAAUGGCCAGUUCCUGAUAUUUCAUAGGAAAGCAAAACAAACAAACAAAAAAUCCCAUGCAGCAUUAUACAUCGUGUUGUAGAGAUUUUUUUUUCUAACCCAUGGGGCUAUCAGUGUAAUCCCUAAAAGAGGAGAUUUGAUGGCUUUACUUACUGGUAACUUUAAACACAGUGUUAUUUUGGAGAACUGUAAAAAAAUGACAGGAGCAUGGAUUUAACUAAAGCACAAAAUCUGAGCCUAGUUUUCAGAUUUCCAGGAUCCUUUUCAUCCAAAUUACUGUCCUGACCACCUUUGGUGGUGGAUUAUAUUUUGGACUGUUCAGUUGUAGGAAUAUUAAAUAUGAGGCCAUAUUUAUUCCUUUUAUUCCACUGGACAAAUGUUUUACUGCAGAGAGCAGAUGCAUCUUCUCACAUGUAUAAUGGCUAGAGGCAGACAAGCACUGGAAAGAUGGCAGAAAGAAAUGGUUUUAGAAGAUGGACAUGCAAUUUGGUUUGGGGUUUUUUAGUUCUCAAUGAGAAUUACGAUUUGCUUUCCUUGUUUUGUUUUUACUUAGAGGCAUUGUACAGCCACUAAGAUUAAAAAGGAUGAGAUAGAACAUAAAAACUGUAUUGCCACUUAAUAUUGACGUUAUACAGGAUUCAUCCUUUCGACACAGAAAAGCUUUGUGAGUUGGAUUUUUACAAGGGAGUAUGUCUUUUUGUGUUGUCAAAGCAAUAGCUACCUCAGUGCAAGUAUUUCUUGGAGUUUAACUCGUUAAAUCUUAAAAUAACAAUAUGUAGCACUUAUAUAGCACUUCUCAUGUUCCAAGCGCUGUACAAACUUGAAUUAAUCCUUUCAGCCCGCUAGCACCAAGAGGCAGGUAGGUGGGUAAGCAGUAUCAUCCCCAUUUUUGCUGAAGCAUUAAAGUGAAAGGCCAAGUUUGUCCAGAAGUUCUCACUCAUUUUGUGUGACUCCGUUUUUGAGUGCCCACGUGGUAGCUGCAGGUGCUCAAAACCUCCGAAAAUCAGGGACAAGGCAUUACAGUUUGGGCACUUAAAUCCUGAGAAUUACAGAGCUCUUGUGACAAUUUGGCUGUGUGUGACUUACCCAAAGCCAUAGACAGAAUAUCAGAGGGUAAAAUCUCUGGAUUUCAUGAAACUCAAUCCCAUUCUUAAACCACUAGAUCACCGCUCUCUCUGGCUCCAGUUCAACAAAGCAUUCAAGCACAUGCGUAAAUCCAUCCCUAUUCAGCAGUGCUCAUAAGCUCAUGCCUAAUUUAACUACUUACUUAUGUCCCAUUCAAAUCAAUGGGAAUUAAGUUUAUGCUUGAAAUUAAACGUGAGUUGUUGAAUGAAGAUGGACUAUUGACUUGAGACCUCUACAAUCCAUGAAAUGGGGUGUUUUGCAUAGUUACAAAAUAUUCAGGAAUGAAAUCGUUAAUAACAAUGGAUUGUGAAAAGCUGAUGGCCUGAAAAGUAGCCUAGCGACCCCAGUCACUCAUUCAUUUUACUUUAUUUAAUUUUUCAAUGUAUAAAAUUUAUCUUUUGACAGCUCUGGGCACAUGUCCAAGAAUCUAUAAUCCCAUCAAUUGCCAGGAAAUGCCCUGCACCGAGGUCAUUAUUGCCACUGUAAGAUGAAUAUGCAGGGAGAAAGCUAGGCCACUGGAUUUCUUUUCAUAGGUGAUGCUGUUUUAAUUGCUGUCUAUAUGAACACACACAUGGUAUAAUGGCCCAUCCAAUUGUUAGAAACAAUUUCUCAAUGUUCCACUUAUUUUGUAACCCUUGAAAAACAAGUUGACCAAAAUGCCAUUGAGGGAAAAGGGAACAAGGAGACUGAGUUAAAGGGGCAACCAUAGGAUACUUUGGAUGGAUUGGGUUCACUCGUACUCACCAUUAGGUUGCGUUGAAGUAAUUGUCAAGAUUUUGGCUCAAAGGCAUAAGCAUGGUGGGAAAACCUCCAAGCACAUAUGAAAGCACAAAAUAGUUAGCAUUCCAUAAAGAGCACCUUACCCACCAAGACACUGACCGAAAUUCAGCCCCCCCUGAAGGUCUGAGGAGUUGCACCUGCUUAUAUGCCGACCGAGGGAUAUGGCUGGUCACUGGGGCUGGGGCUGCUGCGUAUGCAACACGCAGAUGCCUAGGGCACCGUGAAAUUUGGGGCAAUUUGGUGCCCCGAAUUUCACGGUGCCCACAGCAGCUGCGUAUGCUGUGUAUGCCUAAGGACGGCCCUGCAUGGCUCCAAAUAUCAUGGCCAGCUAUCAAAUCAAAAUGCAUGUAGUUCAUCCUUAUACAAAGUGGUACUUAUUUAGUCAAAUAAAACUUUUCAAAAUCUCUAAUGCCCCACUAUAGGAAGACACUUAAGCAUAUGCCUUUAAGUAUGGGAGUAGUUCCAUUUACUUCAUGGGACUACUCAUGUGCUUAAGUACCUGCCUGGAUCAGGGCGACAGAAAGUCCUUACUUUGUAUAAAUUGCAAUGUCUGACGCCCUACAGAGAUGUUUUCCUGAGACCAUGUUUUACAACCUUUUAUUAAAUAUGUUUUCUAACUUAAAAAAAAAAAAGACUGAGUGGUACAGAAUCUACUUUUAGUUAAUUCCCUGUCAAGAAACUUGAUUGGUUUCAAUAGAGUUAAUGCAGAUUUGCACCAGUGUUAGUGGGAUCAGAAUCUAACCCAAUAACUUUAAAGUUUGAGUCAUAAUUUCCAUAAAAAUAUAACAUCUUUUUGUCCUCCUCUCAUUCCUCAAAUAAUACAAAUCAGCCAGGAACAAAUUAGGUGUGUCAUGCUAGGCAUGUGUUUUCAUCCAUUACUAUAGAGCAGGGGUGGGCAAACUUUUUGGCCCAAGGCCACAUCUGGGAAUAGAAAUUGC
This is a messenger RNA of Gopherus evgoodei (Goodes thornscrub tortoise), 4741 nucleotides long. RefSeq names its product G protein-coupled receptor 161 (gene GPR161). Bases 12 to 1655 code for a protein of 547 amino acids. Gene Ontology annotation, biological process: G protein-coupled receptor signaling pathway. Gene Ontology annotation, molecular function: G protein-coupled receptor activity. The record is from RefSeq and is a predicted model, not a curated record. The transcript is spliced from 6 exons. Gene Ontology annotation, cellular component: recycling endosome; membrane. Lineage: Eukaryota; Metazoa; Chordata; Testudines; Testudinidae.